AUGUCGCCUCCAUCUCACCCGGCUGUUGAACCACCCCUGCCUUCGGGUUCGACGUCUCCUCAGCUGACUCCGCUGCGGUCGGCCACCCCUGCUUUUGAUGACGAAGAUUACACUGGCCUCAAACCAGACGCAACCGAGCCUGACCAAGCCGGACCCGCUCCGGCUGACCACCUCGCCGACCCUGUUAGCCCUUCGGUCGGAUAUGACGACGCCCCGACGGACGAUGCUUCUUCUGCCGAUGCUGAGCCUGCCGAUGCUGACGUGGGUAGCGAACCAGUGCGUAACUUGGACACUGCCGACGACCCAGUGCGUAACUUGGACACUGCCGAGUCUUACCAAGCCGGCCCCGCUCCGGCUGACCACCUUGCCGACCCUGUUGGCUUUUCGGUCGGAUCUGAUGACGCCCCGGCGGACGAUGCUUCUUCUGCCGAUGCUGAUCCUGCCGAUGCUGACGUGAAUAACAACCAAGUGCGUAACUUGGACACUGGCGAGCCUGACCAAGCCAGCCCCGCUCCGGCUGAACACCUUGCCGACCCUGUUGACUUUUCGGUUGGAUCUGAUGACGCCCCGGCGGACGAUGCUUCUUCUGCCGAUGCUGAUCCUGCCGAUGCUGACGUGAAUAGCAACCAAGUCGGAUAUGAUGACACCCCGGCGGACGAUGCCUCUUCUGCCGAUUCCGACGUGUGUAGCGACCAAGUGCAUGACGUGGACACGACCGAGGUUGACCAGUUAGCUAAGGAGUGUGAAGACUUACGGCGAGCUGUAGCGGAAAGUGAGCAGCGUGUUGCGUCACUGCGGAUCGUUUUCGAUGCGCUUGCUCGCAGCUUUGCACAACGUGGUCGGGAGCUUGACCAAUUAAAAACGGAGCGCGCUUUAAGACACCAAGAGCUUCACCGUUUGCGCUCAUCCCAUGCUGCUCAUAUCGAGGAACUAGCGCUGUUGAGAACAGAACGGGAUAUGCUUACUCGCGACCGCCAGGCCCAGCUCAACCAUCUGGUCAACUUCGUUAUGGGGCUUCCACCUUCGGUGGGGCUCGCCUAUGAUAAGCGGCCGAGAGAGCAUUUAGCGGCCGAUCCUGUGCCACCCCCGGAAAAACGUGCGCGCGUUACGGUCACCUCGAGUUCGGCUUCUGGGUCCCCAUCUGCCGUGGUCGCGCUCGUAGACCAUGUGAUCCAACAUCGAUCCGCUUCAAAUUCCCCCGGUCACCCUCGUGUUGCGGUUGUACCAAAUUCACCUGCCAACCCUUCCUCUAUGGUCCCAGGGCCCGCCUGCCCAACUAACCUUUCACGAUCGGAAUCCAAUCUUCACAAGUCCCGGCAGGCGUCUCGCCCUCGCCUCGACGUCCCCAAGAUUCCAGCAUGA
Peronospora matthiolae is the source of this 1362-nucleotide messenger RNA. NCBI's taxonomy places the organism in Eukaryota, Oomycota, Peronosporomycetes, Peronosporales, Peronosporaceae. The record is from the annotation of a GenBank genome assembly.